CCAUGAGGAGAAUUCACACUGGAGCCAAGGGUAGAAAAUAGAUAUGAAGCACUGGUAGCGCCCUGCAAGGGCAUUCAUUUUAACCCCUACCCAUGUGCACUACGUUCAGGCCCUACCAAAGCCCGGUUCCUUCAGCCAAAUGUAAGGCCCAGACCUGCCCCAAAUCAGAAAUGACUUUGUCAGUAUAUCCAUUAGCUACUCUGUCACUCAAUCCCUGCAUGCACUCUGCUCUUGACAGCUGUGAGUAAUCAUAGUAAGGUCUGCUUGGGCUCCUCAAUGAAGAGACAUGAGAGCUGUUAGCUACUUUUCAUCACUAAACUCCCAACUCAAGGAACAUUAAUUUCUGUGAAACAAUGUCUUAUAUAUUUGAUGCGGUUGAAGCACUUCUGUCACCAUGUUAUGAUCUUAGUCAGAUAUUGCUGUACUUCACAGAGGAGCACAAGCAAAGGGCACAGCUUCAAAAUGUGAUACCCGAGCCCUGUCUGUACCCUAGUUAUUGAUGGAAAAAACAUGCCCUAACCCAAUAUGUUGGGUGGGGCCCGUCGGGUAGCAGAGCUCUUACUGCUGAACUACAAGCAGUUAGCCACACGCACAUUAACAUCUGCAGCUGGUUCUGAGAUUUCUCUGAAACAAUUGAAGGUGUAACAUUUCAGUGCACCUUUGAGAAGGGAGCUAUGAAGGUCUUGUGAUGUUUAGCUCAGCAUUUUUAUUCAGCUAACACUUUCACACCCAAUCUUGCAUGAAGUCCUGCUUGUUAAGAGUCCUAUAGAUCAGACCUGGUUGUAUCCAUAAAAUAUGGUAAAUCUGGUUAAGUAAUGUCUCGGAAGCAGUGGAAUCUAGUCUUCUAAUACAACCCAAAAAGAUACUCUAAGACCACAUUUGUUUUGUAGAAUAUUUCAAUAUCUCACUGGAGUCCAGUGAUCUGUGCCACACAGUGGGCAUUUUAGACAAGCGUCUAGACUGUAACUAUGGGAUAGCACUGUACUUGGCCCAAGCACAUGCAUCAGUGUGUUUGUCGUACUUCAGCCUGUCAUGCUGGCAUCCUUGCCAACAUCCAGCAAUGAUCCAGGCUGCUCCUUAUCCUGUUUCUGACAACAGGAUCUAGAACAAAAACAAUGGAGACUUUUUAGAGAAUUCUUUACAUUGCAACUUCCAUCUGAUAUGCUACCGACAGUGAUUUUAUUAUGAGGCUCACAGACGAUGGAUGGCUGGAUCCUCUUUAGGAUCUUUGAAUAUCAAGAAGAACAUGUUCAUAAAAUUGUCAUGUCCGGCAAUCAAAACAAACUACUCGAUCAACAUGAAUGCAAUUUGAAUUUAACCAAUUUAGCCAAUGGUUUAAAGCCCAUCUGAAGAGACCAAAACCAUAUUCUUUCCAAUCAAGAUUCAUCUUGAUUAAAUGGCAAUUAAUUGAAGAUUUAACACAGCUUUGAAGCUUUCUGCUGAAUGUAUUAGAUUAAACCAAACCAGUUCUUCUACACAGAAAUUACUUUAAUGUAUUGUCUGCAUAUGACAGCUGUAUUUUGGGCCUCAUACCCUCAACCGCAUACGGUAUUGUUAGAAUUACAAAAAUUGACAAUCACGUUUAGAUUCUGUAAUUCUGAAAUGCUAUGUUUUGGGUAGCAUGAAUAAAUAGCCAGUGUCGUCUACCGCCAGCCACCUGGGGUGAAAGUUUCCAUUGCGUUCUGGCAGGCAGGCUGUGCCAUCUCUGCAGCCUUUAGCUCCCAUCCAUCUGUUCAUGUAAAAUAAAUUGAUCCAAAGCACACACAAUAAUAUACAUUAUAUUUACGUUAUCAUACUUGGAAUGAAUUGCGUUGGUUUGCAUCUUCAGUUUUUUGUUUUCAUGUACUUUUGAUGUCACGUGUGUGUUGCAAGAGAGACAGACACUGAUGGGUUCAUAAAUAUGCACAGGUUUAUGCAAAUUCAUUAUCUUUUAUCUUUCCUAGCAUCCCCCUGUUCUCCAUCUGGUAUUUUAAGGCUGAUUCAGACACAACUGAGAAUGUUGGAACUGCUCCAGUUAGGGUGGGGAUUGUGGAGACAUGAGGACAGAGCUAGAAGAAACACUGUGAGGUAAACAGAGAGCAAUAGAAAGGAGAAAGAUCAUUCUGUUUUUCCUUCCAGUGACUAGAGAAUGAACAUGGCAGGCAGAGUGAUAUGUGGAAAGGGACGCACGGCCAACCCAAAGCUCUUCACCCCGGCCUUCUCUCAGACAGAUUCCAUCAGGAAAGGAGGAGGGAAGAGGAGGAUGUUCUCCUUUUCACUACGGUGUCGACUCGGCAUCAUCAGAGGGAGGACCAAAGAUGACGGGCCCUACUCUAAGGGCAACAAGGACUCUGGAGGGACCGACCAUGCCUCCAGGAGACGCAGUAUUGCAGAAGACUACCGGGGUGUGACCACCGUGGACCUAAUAAAGAGGGAGGGCAGCAGCUUGGGCCUCACCAUCUCCGGGGGGUCCGAUAAGGACGGCAAGCCCAGAGUGUCCAACCUACGGCCAGGUGGGCUAGCUGCCAGGAGUGACCAGCUGAAUGUGGGAGACUACAUCAAGUCUGUGAACGGCAUCAACCUGUCCAAGCUCCGCCACGAAGAGAUCAUCAGCCUGCUGAAGAACAUAGGGGAACGUGUGGUGCUGGAAGUGGAGUACGAAUUACCUCCCUUUGUCCAGAAUGCUCCCGUAGGUGUCAUAUCUAAGACCAUAGAGGUGUGCCUAUACAAAGAGGGUAACAGCUUUGGAUUCGUCAUGAGAGGAGGGUUCCAUGAAGACUGGCACAGGUCUCGUCCUCUGGUAGUGACCUACGUACGGCCCGGGGGUCCUGCUGAUAGAGAGGGCACACUGAAGGCUGGUGACCGCGUGCUGAGCGUGGAUGGGAUGCCCUUAAACCGAGAGAAGCACGCUGACACCCUCACUAUGCUGAUGCAGUGUAGCCAGGAAGCCCUGUUCCUGAUUGAGUAUGACGUCUCCGUCAUGGAGUCUGUGCAGCAGGCCUCUGGCCCCCUGCUGGUGGAGAUAGUGAAGUGUCCUGCAGCCAGCCUGGGUGUCAGCCUGGCUACUGCAGUGUACAGGAACAAGCAGGUCAUCGUCAUUGACAAAAUCAAACAGGCCAGUGUGGUGGAGAGGUGUGGGGCAUUGCAUAUAGGUGAUCUUCUCCUGUGUAUAGAUGGGACCAGUACUGAGCACUGUUCCCUGAUGGAGGCCACGCAGCUGUUGGCCCAAACCUCUGACAUUGUUAAAUUGGAGAUCCUGACAGCCAAUCAGAGCAGACUUCCCAUGAGACCUCAAGACACAGUGAAAGUGGAGAAGAGCAACCUUCACCAUUGGGACCCCACUGUUAACUACAGCCACACCCAACACUGCAAGACAUGGAGCAGUCCCAGCCACCCACUCAACCAGCAGGACCACUGCACAUCUCUGGUGUGUGGUGGCUUCUCCCCUUCCUCCACAGCCACCUCAGGGUACAGCAGUAGCCAGGGCAGCAGCACCCUACCCUGCCCCAUCCCAUCCACCAGCCCCCGUAGCACCACACAUAAGAGACGCCAGAGGAGGAAGGAGCACAAGAGCUCAUUGUCCCUAGCAUCCAGCUCAGUGGGCCCUGGGGGUCAGGUUGUUCAUGUGGAGACCAGCGAGGUCAUCGUGAGGGGGGAUCCACUCACAGGGUUCGGGGUUCAGCUGCAAGGGGGUGUCUUUGCCACAGAGACCCUGACCGUUCCCGCAGUCAUCCGCUUCAUCGAGCCUGACAGCCCUGCCGAAAGAUGUGGGUUGCUGCAGGUGGGGGACAGACUCCUGUCCAUCAACAGAAUCCCUACAGAGGAUGGAACACUGGAGGAGGCCAAUCAGCUACUGCGUGACGCUGCUCUGGCCAAUAAGGUCACCCUGGAGAUUGAGUUUGAUGUAGCAGAAUCAGUGGUUCCCAGUAGUGGCACGUUCCAUGUAAAACUGCCCAAGAGGAGAGGAGUGGAACUUGGCAUCACCAUCAGUGCAAGCAAGAGACCUGACAAACCUCUGAUCAUCUCUAAUAUCAGGAAAGGAAGCAUAGCCCACAGGACAGGUACUUUGGAGCCAGGGGACAGGCUGCUGGCCAUCGAUAACGUGCGUCUGGAGAACUGCACCAUGGAGGAUGCUAUGCACGUGCUUCAGCAGGCAGAGGACAUGGUCAAGCUCCGGAUCCAGAAGGACGAAGACAACGCUGAUGAGCUGGAGAUGUCUGGUUCCAUUAUCUACACGGUGGAGCUGAAGCGUUACAACGGCCCGUUGGGUAUCACCAUCUCAGGCACAGAGGAGCCCUUUGACCCCAUCGUCAUCUCAGGCCUCACCAAGAAUGGCCUGGCUGAAAGGACUGGUGCCAUCCAUAUAGGGGACCGUGUCUUGGCCAUUAACUGUGUGAGUCUGAAGGGGAAACCACUGAGUGAGGCCAUCCAUCUGCUCCAGAUGGCCGGAGAGACUGUCACCCUCAAGAUAAAAAAACAGCAAGACGAAUCAGAUGUGCAGCAGAUGUCAGAGCAGGCAGGGUUCCUGAGCGACACAGAGGAUGAGCUGACUGACUCUCAGAAGACCAGUAAACAUUCAGGGGUGUACUCUGCCACCGUGCCCAGCAUGGACUCUGCCAUGAGCUCCUGGGACGGCUCCGGCAUCGACGCUGACUACGGCAGCCAAGGAACGUAUCUCCACAGAGCUGCAGAUUUGACUUUCCAGCCUAAUGAGUGGAGACACACCAAACCACCCAGGACCCAACCCAACUCCAUCUCCACUGGCCUUACCGGCCUUACCCACCACUCUCACCUCUACGAUGGGAGAUACACUGAGGAUGACUGGGAUACGGCUGCUGGAUACGCCAGCCCCCCUAGUUACCAUGGCACCCGGAAACAGGAGGAUAGCUUCUGGUCCCAGGCACUGCAGGACCUAGAGACCUGCGGCCAAUCAGAGAUACUCAGGGAGCUGGAGGCGUCCAUGACUGGCAGCACUCUCAGCCUGUAUCUGGAGGAAACGAGGUCCCAGGAUGACUCAGUGCUACAGAGCAGAAUCAGUCCUGUGAAGAGGGGUCCCAUUCAUGACGAGCCCAAAACCAAAAGCAACCUGCAGAGAUCAAACAGGACCAGGGACACACCACCCAGGGGGAGAGGGGAGCCCCAGGAGACCAGCUCCCCUACAACCCUGGAACUACUGAAGACUUGUGCAAAAGGCCAGCCUUCUCAAUCUGAUUGGCCUGCAGCCCUGUCAAUCACUCUUCAUACCUCUGUUCACCUCUGUUCGCUUGGACACAUUCCAGGGCUCCAGCCCCGCAUACCUUGUGUUAGAUUGUGUUCACUUGCCGUCUCAAGAAGAAACAAGUAUUUUGUAAUGACGGACUUCAACAUGCUGUUUGCCCAUCGUCAAGUGUUGUGCAUCCAUCAAACAUAACCACACAACAAUAUAAAGAACAUUAAUGGAAUCAGCUGUGUCGGUGUGUGGUUGUGACCAAAUGUUCAGUAUGGGCCUCAGCAUGGACAACACUGUAGUGAGAAGAACCUAAGCAAUCAGCAUAAGUUACUAGUGGGUGAGGGCAUUCACAGCCGAGCUCCUAUUAACCAUUUUUUUUUCAUUUUUAAUUUAGCUACCAAUAGUAAAAAAAAAAAUUAAAAAAAAUAUGAGACAGAUUCUAACCUGCUAUAGUUGAGAUACCCAAAGAGGAGUUUGUGCGUCUCACCACGAGACAACCAUCACCACUCACCUCAGCCCACCCCCGCCAUACGAAGCGGUCACGCACCUGAGCCUUCCUCACUUUCUCAUCCAAGAGACUACGGCCUGAGUCACCACCACGGGAGCACCAUUACUGCCGUUAUUCUCCUGACCGCAACCGCUCUAGGCCCCCCUGGCUAGAGCCAUCGUCAUGGCCUCAGAAGCACCACCGCUGCUGAUACUUCCAUAGUCAGCCCGGCUGCUUACCUGAGAGACUCGACUCCAGGCCUCCCCGGCCAGAGUGUUCACCACCUCAAUGGGAGCAUUGUGACUUCUACUACGUUCCAAAGGGGCCCACAAGGCAUAGCCGCUCCAGUCCCUACCCGGGUGGAGCCUACGUAUCUUUAAAAAAAAAAUUAUAUAUAUGUUUUACAUCCCUUUUUCUCCCCAAUUUUGUGGUAUCCAAUUGGUAGUUAGUCUUGUCCCAUCGCUGCAACUACUGUACGGACUUGGGAGAGGCGAAGGUCGAGAGCCGUGCGUCCUCCUAAACACAACCCAACCAAGCCGCGCUGCCCAUUUACCCACAAGCAAGCCGCACCAAUGUGUCGGAGGAAACACCGUACACCUAGUGACCGUGUCAGCGUGCACUGCACCCGGCCCACCACAGGAGUUGCUAGUGUGCAAUGGGACAAGUACAUCCCUGCCAGCCAAACCCUCCCCUAACCCGGACAAUGCUGGGACAAUUGUGCGCCGCCCCAUGGGUCUCCCGGUCGGGGCCGGCUGCGACAGAGCCUGGACUCGAACCCAGAAUCUCUAGUGGCACACCACUUAGACCACUGUGCCACUCGGGAGGCCCCGCCUAUGUCGUAUCUACCAGCGCGUCGGGAACGCCUCCUGAUCCAGAUCCCAAGCCAAGCUGUGGAUUCUAUGCCUUCUCCUAGUAUGUAACCACAGCCUGCAGCUACUGGCAAGGUUAAGUGCAGGCUUAUCCACCCCGGGUUGCCAGCACCAUGCUAAUUCCAGCCCCAAGGGUCCUGCUACCGCCAGACCUACCAGAUGUCGCUUCGGGACUCGACACACAUCACUUCCAGUGUCCCACCAGAAGUCACCCCUGGUGUCCCCCCUGACCUAGAUGUCCAGUUACCUUCCCUCCUGGUAGGGUCAGAGAUUCAGUUUCCUGCCUACCUGGAAGGUGUUAAUUGUUCAGGCUUAGAGCCUCCUACCCUGCAAGGCCCCAAGUGCUGCUGCACUCGGCUCACUGUCUCCAGACUGUCAGCUCUCGGUCCCUAGCACUGUUAUCAGACUCCCGCCAUGCUAGGUCUGUCUCCCCAGCAUAAGUCUGCCCUCAGUACCUAGCCCAGGUGGGUCAUCAGGCUUCUACCCGGUUAGGCUCAGAGUUACCAGUUCCUCUAGUAGGCCCAGAGCUCCACUGCUCUCCUAGCUAUUAGUCGUUCUCCCUGUCAGGUCCAGAGUGGGCUUUCCUUCUUAGGUCCAGAGCUACUUUACCUGUCAGGCCCAAUUUAUUGGCACUAGGCUCCCAGCCAUAAGAUGUUUUAGUUUCAAAGUCUACAGCUCUAGUCAACCCUCAGUCCACUGCUCCACCAGGCUAAAGGUUCUUUGCCACACUAGGUCUGCAGCUUCUGCCCCCAGUUAGUCCUCAGCCCCCAGUCUCAGUUGACAAGCAGUCCGAUCCCUCAGUGCUACAUGCCAAACCUCCUGCCCCGUCUUCAGGGCCCAGCCUGCCCCUGCAUCCAGAUCCCUGAUGAGCCUCGCCCAGGGGUCCUCACCUGCUCCACCAUGGGUGCCAUUGCUUUCAGCAGUGGUGAGGCAGUCACCAACCUCAGCAACAACAGCCAAUGAGCUGCUAACGACAGUUGUGGCCGGCAUGCCACAAUCCUCCGCAGCAGUAGGCAAUCCACCACCUCCAGCCAUGACCAGCCUCCGGCAUUUUACUCAGCGCCAACAAAUGGACUAGAGUUAGAGGGUCCUUUGCAACACUUGUGGUGUUCCAUGGGGCUGCCCAAAGCUGUCUCUGCGCCUCUGUGCACCUCCCUUCCCUUGCGCCCCCUAAGCCACUUAUGUAUACCAGUGCCGGCACCCUCCUGGCCCCUAUGGUCCCCUAAUUGGAUACCCUUCACUGCCCUGGUCCCUUCACUUUCCUGCCUAUCCUGCAGGAUAGGACUAGGCCCUUUCAGGACUUAACCCCCAAAGAAAUCCAGGUGCGGCUAUACAAAAGGCUGCCCCUCUCAAACUGAUUGGCCUGCAGCCCUGUCAAUCACCCAUUCACACCUCUGUUCAUCAAACCAAUCAGGGCACUUGGA
This is a messenger RNA of Oncorhynchus keta (chum salmon), 7968 nucleotides long. It is a transcript of the gene grip2a, whose product is annotated as glutamate receptor interacting protein 2a. The transcript is spliced from 24 exons. Gene Ontology annotation, biological process: neurotransmitter receptor transport, endosome to postsynaptic membrane. Lineage: Eukaryota; Metazoa; Chordata; Actinopteri; Salmoniformes; Salmonidae. The record is from RefSeq and is a predicted model, not a curated record. Gene Ontology annotation, molecular function: protein binding. Bases 2129 to 5389 code for a protein of 1086 amino acids.